AUGAUAAAGCGCCCGUACAUACCUAGCCUCACAGAAGAGAUGCAUAACCUUGGCAAACGAAGAGAAAAAGAAACUUAUCAAGUUCGUCAUGAACUCCAUACCGAUAUUAACGAGAAAAAAGAUGAUAACAGCGAGGGAAUCAAGAAAAACAGAAGUUAUGGAGCUUAUUUCGAAAACAGAAGAUACAACCAAUAUAGUGAGAAGAAAAAGAAGAUACAAGCAAGAUCAAAAUCAGCUUCGCAACAAAAUUCGUUAUCUGCAUAUACUCCCAAAUCACAAAUUGGAUUCGAGGUGAAGGGAGUGAGUAUUGCAGCAAAAUCAAUUGCACACGUUAAAAGAAAUAUUUUCGAUCAGAUCGAACCUCAUCCGAUUUCACCAGAUCUUUGUGUCGUAAAUCCAGGUGCACAUCCCUCCAAAGUUGCAUUUAAAGCUAGGACAGAAACACUUAAGCGAAUAGAAGAGAGAAGAGGUCCGCCGGAUGUGAAUUAUAACGAUAUAUUAGAGGUAUCACGUCAGCUCAAAAAGUUAGAAACCAUGAAAAACAUUCAAGAGACAUAA
Messenger RNA from Trichomonas vaginalis G3, 558 nucleotides. RefSeq lists its product as uncharacterized. The transcript has a single exon. The record is from RefSeq and is a predicted model, not a curated record. Lineage: Eukaryota; Parabasalia; Trichomonadida; Trichomonadidae. Bases 1 to 558 code for a protein of 185 amino acids.